UCUUCUUCGCAAAGGACCUCUCGCCUACAAACACCCAUCAUUGCCGUCUGCGUAUCAUCAAGCCGCUUCUCCAUCUUCCCGACUUGUGUACCAGCUGAACGACAGACAGCACCAAGUAUACCACCAUGCAUAACGUCGCUCUGUUGGCGCUGCUCGGACUCGCGGUACUUGGCUUCUACAAGAUCGUGGCCUCCAUCGCCCUCAAGUGGCAACAUGCCUCGAAAGCUCGCCAACUCGGAUGUCAAGACCCUGUAGUCGUCCCGGGCGGCGGUGUGCUCGGUCUGAAGCAUCUCAAGAACAUGAUGGCGGCAGACAAAGCGCAACGAUUCCCAGAUUUCAUGCUCGAUAGACACGAAAUGAUGUCCAAGCAGACCGGACGUGUCUGCGAGACAUUCAGGACUGACCUCAUGGGCCAGAGUGUCUUCUUUACGAGCGACCCAGAAAACAUCAAGGCUAUCCUCGCCACGCAAUUCCAGGACUUUGAUCUGGGCCCAGUGAGGCGGGCCAUCAUGGGAAAGGUGCUUGGCGACGGUAUUUUCAUCCAAGACGGCAAGAAAUGGGAACACAGUCGGGCCAUGUUGCGACCGAACUUCGUUCGUGACCAAGUCAGCGAUCUCGAUAUGGAAGAAAUUCAUGUCAAGAACCUGCUCCAGGUGAUGCCGGCAAAAGAAGCCGGCUGGACUGAUCUCGUCAAUAUCCAAACGCUCUUCUUCCGGUUGACCAUUGAUGCCUCGACCGAGUUCCUCUUCGGAGAGAGCGUUCUUUCUCAAGUUGCCGCAAGCAAGACCGAUGGCAAGCCGAACGCGCGUGACGAGACGAUAUUCAGUCAAAACUUCGACCGCUCGCAGUACCACAUGGCCAGGCAGUUCCGCUUCGCAGACAACUACUGGCUCUACCGCUCUUCAGAACUUGAUCAGAAUGCUAAAGUCGUCAAUGAAUUUGUCAAGACAUACGUUGAAGCCGCACUCGCCGCCCCAGAGAAAGAGAAAUCGGACAAAUACAUAUUCUCCGAGGCCCUUGCCCAGCAGACCCGGGAUCCUGACGAAAUUCGCGCACAGCUCCUCAACAUUCUCCUUGCCGGCCGUGACACCACCGCCUCGCUUCUGUCCUGGUUCUUCUACGAGAUGCUCCGCAACCCUGCCGUGUUCGAAAAGCUCCGCGGCGUCAUCACGGAAACCUUUGGUACAUUUGAUGAGCCGACAGAUAUCACUUUUGCUACCCUGAAGAGCUGCCAAUACCUCCAGUACUGUAUCAACGAGACGCUCAGAGUCUGGCCCGUCGUACCCGGGAAUGGGCGGAGAUCCAACAAAGACACCACCCUUCCCCGUGGUGGCGGGCCAGAUGGGAAGAGUCCUAUCUUCAUCCCUGCGGAGACCGGUAUCGAUUAUUCUGUUCACGUCUUGCAUCGCAGGAAGGACAUCUGGGGUGAGGACGCGGGCGUCUUCCGGCCGGAACGAUUUCAGGGACUGAGGCCGAAUUGGACGUUCAUUCCUUUCAAUGCUGGCCCGCGCAUCUGUAUUGGCCAGCAGUUUGCUCUGACGGAGGCCAGCUACGUGAUCGUGCGAUUGCUGCAGAAAUACGACAAGAUCGAAGCUGCGCCUGGCGAGCUCGACGCUCCAGCGCUGAGUAAUCUGUCGUUGACGAACUGUCCGGCCAUACCCGUGACUCUGAGGUUGCACGAGGCGGAGUAA
This is a messenger RNA of Zymoseptoria tritici IPO323, 1691 nucleotides long. RefSeq names its product putative P450 monooxygenase (gene CYP-29). The coding region runs from base 126 to 1691 and encodes 521 amino acids. Gene Ontology annotation, molecular function: oxidoreductase activity, acting on paired donors, with incorporation or reduction of molecular oxygen, reduced flavin or flavoprotein as one donor, and incorporation of one atom of oxygen; iron ion binding; heme binding. The record is from RefSeq and is a predicted model, not a curated record. The transcript is spliced from 5 exons. NCBI's taxonomy places the organism in Eukaryota, Fungi, Ascomycota, Dothideomycetes, Mycosphaerellales, Mycosphaerellaceae.